CUCUUAGCCACGCAAUGCACAGUACAUCCCCACAGUAUACAGACACUUGCAGCUUUAAUGUUCAUGUAUUUAGUGGAACAUGAACUAAAAUAGCUUAACUAAACAUCCAGUCAUGAUCAUGAUGAGAUUUCCCGAGCAGCUUCAGCAAGCGCCCAGAGCCGGGCACAAUUAGUUACAGCACAUCUUAUGCUUGAAGGAUUCCUCUUAUGUCUGUUGGUGAUUAACACUCCAACUGUGGAUGGUCACUGUACACCGUUUUUAUGGAAUUAUUUUGCCAAAUAACCAUGAUGGAAAAGGCAUGCGCUGUAUUGCCUUUACAUCAAUAUUGAUUAAUUCUUCUAAGCAGAAUAUAAUCGUAAAUUAUAUCAGCUGUGAUUUUAAUCGGUUGUAAACAGCCUGACCACCGGAAUACGCGCGGUGCAUGGUCUUUACUGUUAUCAGCGUGACUCAUGAUCCCCAUAAUCAUCGGCUUAUUAAUUUCGGAUCUUAUCAUAUGUUGUAAUUUUGUCACAUAUUAAAUUGUAGCAGAUCAGAAUGGUCUCCUGGAUUAAUUAUGCCUCAAUUUGCAACAGUAUUACAGUUUUUGUUUAUUUCCACGGUGGCUCAUAACAUUUAUUCCAACUCUGAUGCGGAAAAGUUGUACAUCGACUUGAUGCGCGAUUAUAACAAGCUGAUUCGACCGGUUGUACAUAACACGGAAAUACUGAAUGUUUCGAUGGGACUAAAGUUUACUCAACUUAUCGAUGUGGAUGAAGUCAACCAAGUGAUCACAACAAAUGUCGUCGUUCGACAGACCUGGAACGAUUUCAAGCUCGUAUGGAAUCCAAAGAAUUAUGGCGGCAUAGAAAAUAUUUACAUUCCCAGUGAAUCACUCUGGCUACCAGAUCUUGUGCUUUAUAACAAUGCGGAUGGUAACUAUCAAAUUACUAUGAUGACAAAGGUCACCGUACGAUACACUGGAGAUGUUAUAUGGGACCCGCCAGCAAUAUAUAAAAGUUACUGCAGAAUAGAUGUGCAGUAUUUUCCCUAUGACAAACAGUCCUGCGACAUGAAAUAUGGAAGCUGGACGUAUGAUGGGCUUAGCGUUAAUUUGCUACCAAUUCGUGGCUACGAACAGGAUGAUAAAAGAAUUGAAAUUGGAAUGGAUUUAUCCGAGUACAAGCCAAGCGUGGAAUGGGAUAUUUUGGAGGCCUUUGCGAGCCGGCAUACCCUUUUUUAUGCAUGUUGCCGUGAACCGUAUCUCGACAUCACCUUUACUCUUGUUAUUCGCCGGAAAACAUUGUUUUAUACAAUAAAUUUGAUCAGCCCCUGCGUUGCAAUUUCGUUUUUGACGGUUUUCGUAUUCUACCUUCCAUCGGAUUCGGGAGAGAAGGUCACUCUUUGCAUUUCCAUCCUGUUAUCGCUGACUGUAUUUUUCCUUCUUCUUUCUGAGAUCAUUCCGCCAACUUCUUUCACGGUUCCGCUGAUUGGGAAAUACCUUUUGUUUACAAUGGUUCUGGUGACGCUUUCUAUCGUCGCGACUAUCAUUGUCUUGAAUAUUCAUUUCCGUAAUCCGUCGACACAUAGGAUGCGACCGUGGGUGCGACGAAUAUUUCUCCAAUUACUGCCCAAAUUGCUUGGCAUCCAAAGACCAAGUGAUAAAGACCGCGCCAGAAGUCUCACCAAGAAGAAAGGUAAUACGCGUCUGCACGAAUAUGAGCGGGUCGAACGGCAACCGCUAUGCGGCUAUCAAUCACGCGGCGGCCCGUCAGCCCAUGCCGUACCACGACCGGAUACGUUAUUGAUCAGCGGACUGGCCCAGCGGAGAUUAGGCUACGAUCUGCAGAAUGUGAUUGAUGGGAUAAACUAUAUUGUGGAUCAUGUUAAAGAAACUACGGAGAGCAAUCAUACUGUACAAGACUGGAAGUAUUUCGCAUUAGUGUUGGAUCGCCUGUGCUUAUGGAUAUUUUCCCUCGUAUGCAUUGCCGGCACAGCCGCAAUUAUUCUGAAUGCGCCGCCCUUGUAUGAAACCCAGCAACCCAUCCCACAACCCUGUCUCAGUCACGUUAUACCCGGAAGUCUUGAAUCCUGGCAAUGUCUGUUUGCUAAUUCGGAAGAGGAGGAAUGAAUAGAACGAUGCCGUUAUAAGCUGUACAGUUUUAUGACCUUUAGAUGGCACCUACUGUCAAACUGAGCCAAAUGCACUCCUAUCUUGAUUUUUUGUAUUUUUAUCACUCUUUUUUAACUUCGUUUUGUACUGAUCGGUGUAUCUUGUCAAAACUCAUUCCACCUUGAACAAAACGCAAGAUCUAAUGUACUUAAGCAAAAUGCAUUGCUUUGCAUGAUAUUACUAUGCAGGUAACGUAGCAGCGCAAACUCGUAAUUUUCAGGAUUUCU
Paramacrobiotus metropolitanus is the source of this 2376-nucleotide messenger RNA. RefSeq names its product acetylcholine receptor subunit alpha-like 1. The transcript has 14 exons. Lineage: Eukaryota; Metazoa; Tardigrada; Eutardigrada; Parachela; Macrobiotidae. Gene Ontology annotation, biological process: nervous system process; monoatomic ion transmembrane transport; regulation of membrane potential. Gene Ontology annotation, molecular function: acetylcholine-gated monoatomic cation-selective channel activity; transmembrane signaling receptor activity. The coding region runs from base 554 to 2107 and encodes 517 amino acids. The record is from RefSeq and is a predicted model, not a curated record. Gene Ontology annotation, cellular component: synapse; postsynaptic membrane; neuron projection.